Messenger RNA from Rattus norvegicus (Norway rat), 1425 nucleotides. It is a transcript of the gene Pdk4, whose product is annotated as pyruvate dehydrogenase kinase 4. Gene Ontology annotation, cellular component: mitochondrial matrix. The transcript has 11 exons. The record is from RefSeq and is marked provisional. The coding region runs from base 96 to 1334 and encodes 412 amino acids. Gene Ontology annotation, molecular function: pyruvate dehydrogenase (acetyl-transferring) kinase activity; protein kinase activity. NCBI's taxonomy places the organism in Eukaryota, Metazoa, Chordata, Mammalia, Rodentia, Muridae.
CACAGCGCACUUGCUCUCGCUCGACCGCGCUCCCGCCCCGCAGUCCUCACCAACCCUACGGAUCCUAGCCACCGCCAGCCUAGGAGGGCAUCAGGAUGAAGGCAGCCCGUUUCGUGAUGCGCAGCGCCAGCUCGCUGGGCAACGCCGGCCUGGUCCCCAGGGAGGUCGAGCUGUUCUCCCGCUACAGCCCGUCCCCGCUGUCCAUGAAGCAGCUGCUGGACUUCGGUUCAGAAAAUGCCUGUGAGAGAACUUCUUUUUCUUUUCUUCGGCAAGAAUUGCCCGUCAGACUUGCCAACAUCCUGAAGGAGAUUGACAUCCUCCCUGAACGCUUAGUGAACACCCCUUCCGUCCAGCUGGUGAAGAGCUGGUACAUCCAGAGCCUGAUGGAUUUAGUGGAGUUCCACGAAAAGAGCCCAGAAGACCAGAAAGCUCUAUCAGACUUUGUAGACACGCUGGUCAAAGUUCGAAACAGACAUCAUAAUGUGGUCCCUACGAUGGCACAAGGGAUCCUGGAGUACAAAGACAACUGCACCGUUGACCCCGUUACCAAUCAAAAUCUUCAGUAUUUUUUGGACCGGUUUUAUAUGAACCGCAUUUCUACUCGGAUGCUCAUGAACCAGCACAUCCUCAUAUUCAGUGACUCAAAGACAGGAAACCCAAGCCACAUUGGGAGUAUCGACCCCAACUGCGAUGUGGUAGCAGUAGUCGAAGAUGCCUUUGAGUGUGCAAAGAUGCUCUGCGAUCAGUAUUAUCUAACGUCGCCAGAAUUAAAGCUCACACAAGUCAAUGGAAAAUUUCCAGGCCAACCAAUCCACAUCGUGUACGUUCCUUCACACCUUCACCACAUGCUCUUUGAACUAUUCAAGAAUGCCAUGAGGGCCACGGUCGAGCAUCAAGAAAACCGCCCUUCCCUGACACCAGUCGAGGCCACCGUCGUCUUGGGAAAAGAAGAUCUUACAAUCAAGAUUUCUGACCGAGGAGGCGGUGUUCCUCUGAGGAUUACUGACCGCCUCUUUAGUUACACAUACUCCACUGCUCCAACGCCUGUGAUGGACAAUUCACGGAAUGCCCCUUUGGCUGGUUUUGGUUACGGCUUGCCGAUUUCCCGUCUCUACGCCAAGUAUUUUCAAGGAGAUCUGAAUCUCUAUUCCAUGUCAGGCUAUGGGACAGAUGCCAUCAUCUACUUAAAGGCUUUAUCAUCUGAGUCUAUAGAAAAACUCCCCGUCUUUAACAAGUCAGCCUUCAAACAUUAUCAGAUGAGUUCUGAGGCUGAUGACUGGUGUAUCCCAAGUAAGGAACCAAAGAAUCUGUCGAAGGAGAAACUGGCAGUGUGACGGGGAUCUCGCCUGGCACUUUACGGGAUCAAAGUGGGUCUACGGCAGUGCUGCUUCGUGAAUGUGUGUGGACUCUUGUUUCCGCAAAACA